Molecule: messenger RNA, 1326 nt
Organism: Lingula anatina
Lineage: Eukaryota; Metazoa; Brachiopoda; Lingulata; Lingulida; Lingulidae
Product: 8-oxo-dGDP phosphatase NUDT18-like
Molecular function (GO): 8-oxo-dGDP phosphatase activity; 8-oxo-GDP phosphatase activity
Source: RefSeq, a predicted model, not a curated record
GGCACCUGGCGGAAAGAAAUGCUUGCAUCCACAAAAAUACAUGGCUACCUGUAAUGAUAUUGAAACUCAGCUGCAGCAUUGCUUGCUGAACACUGGACUUCCAACUCUGAAUGUUGACAUAGAUGAUCCAAACCCUGUGGCCUUUAUACCCCACACCAAGAGAACUGUAUGUUAUAUUGUAUGUGGGUUGUUAAUAAAUGACCAGAAUGAAGUCCUCAUGAUGCAGGAAGCAAAGGAGUCCUGUCGGGGGAAAUGGUAUCUACCUGCAGGAAGGCUGGAGACAAAUGAAACACUGAAGGAAGGAGCUAAAAGGGAAGUGUUGGAGGAGACUGGUCUGGAAUUUGAACCCCAAACACUUUUGUCAGUUGAAACACAAUGCGGUACCUGGUAUAGGUUUACUUUUACUGGAAAAGUAACAGGUGGGAAAUUAAAAACCCUGAAAGAGCAAGAUGCUGAAUCACUUCAAGCAAAAUGGUACUCUGUGGAAAGCAUUAAAGAAGAACUACCUCUCAGGUUGAAGGAUAUUCUCUAUUUAAUAGAGAUAGGACAAAGAUACCAUAAUUUGGAUGAUAAAGGAAGGCCUCCUCCUUGCAUGCCUCUCAUAACACCACACCAAAAAUGUUUACUUCGUCUUUUCAUUGUUGCUGUAUGCAGUGACAGGGAGAAAGUUCUAGUCUGCAGUAAGGAUUUCCCUCAUUUACCAGUAGUAGUAAUAUAUGGGCGAAAAGACAAUCUCAAGUAUGCAGUUUCAAGAUGUUUACAGGUUGCUCUAAACGCUGGACAAAAUACCCCAGACAUCAAAGUUUGUGGUGUAUUGUCAGUUGAACAUUCGGGUGAUUUGGAAGCAGUAAAUGAUGGUAUAUGUCUAACAGUGUUAUAUCAAAUGAAAGCAGAACCCAUGACUUGGAAAGACUACAAGUGGCAUUCCAUUGAGAACAGCGAUUUGAGAAUACAGCUCAGGAACAAGAUGAGAGAAGGCUCAACUGUGCCUUUAUUGAUGCAUUAAAAUGAAUUUGUUAGAAUAUGUGUCUCCAUUCCAAAUAAGGACUAAUGGCCCUUGAGUUCAUAGCCAGGGUACACAGGAAUUGAAUUUAUUUUAUCUAUGAAGCUUACUAUACCAUCAUAUCUUCAAAGCUAUGUUAAUGUAUGCACAACAUGAGCACAGCCAGAGACGUGAUUGAUAAUAAUAAAUUUGAUUUAAAGACUAAUGCAGUGUUCUAAGAACACUUCACUUUGAAAGUCAAACAGUAAGGUGCAUUAAACAUCUUAAAUUUUUGAGGUAUUGAUAAUCAAAAUGUCAAUGGGAGUUUGUGAAAUUGUAUUGGC